GUGGUUUUAAUCAAGACUUUAAUAUUAUCUUUCUUGAUGAUGCUACGGCUACAGAGAAUGAAGAUAUGCAUAAGGCUACAAUAUUGAAUUUGGGAUACGGAUUUGCUAAAAUCUCCACUGUGAAGGAAAUUACCGAGUU
This is a messenger RNA of Racocetra fulgida, 139 nucleotides long. The record is from the annotation of a GenBank genome assembly. Lineage: Eukaryota; Fungi; Glomeromycota; Glomeromycetes; Diversisporales; Gigasporaceae.